ACGAAUCGAAACUCGCAGAGUCAAUUCAAAUGUGAGUCGUUUGCUUCUUGUUUAUCAUGUGAGGUCGUUUUUAUCACCAUCAUCAGUCGCGGUGAAACCUGAGUUCCUCAGGUUGUGGGCCCACGAUGACGGCUCCGGUGUAUCUCGUUGAUGGUUCUCCGAUUAGAGAUCCGCUCUUCACAGCUGUGAUCAGCGAACGGAUGCGUGUUCCGGAGCGGCUCAGAGUCACUCCGGCAGCGGCGGAGGACCUGAAAGCCAGGGCUGAAGAUCUGCCUCCUGCUUUCAGCAUGCACGUCCCUGACAGACUGGCAUUAACAGAUGCUCCUGACCUGAGUCCCCGGCCGCUCUUCUCCCAGCACAACGCUAGAGGUCACGCGUCUUCCAUGUGGAACCUGCAGCACAGACCCUGGGAUAGGGAAGCAUACGCGCGAGAGCACGCUCAGAGUCCACUACGGAGAUCGUAUAGCGACCAGACUUUUGGUAGGACCCCCUCUGGGAUGCCAACACACUCCAAACACACUCCUUCAGUCAGCCACAGUGCUGGAACGAUGCCCGCUGUACCCACAGACUCACCCCUGCCUGUACUCCAGGGGCUCGGUGCUAUUGCCCCCGUCCUCCUGACACCCCAGAGCGUUCUGCAGGCCGCCAGGAAGCUGGGCAAGCAGGCCUCACACAGAAUCCUCCAGACUGUCGCUCAAAAAUACUCCUCCAGGUUUGGUUUCCCAGAAAACCCUCCACCUCAACCAGUUGAGGAUCACGCUGAUCAGGCCUUGAAAAGUAGCACCACACAGGAGUUCUGGCGCAGUCCUGAGGAGGAGAGCGGAACUGCAGUCGAAUUAAUAGUGCUUCGACGACAGAUGAUGAAGAUGAACAGACGGAUAGCGAGUCUGGAGAAACAGAACGCUGAACACAGGCAGAGCGAACUGCUGCUCUUCUCCCUGCUCCUUUCUGCCGGUCUGAUCAACGGCUGGCUCUGGAUGCGCAGAUAAACCUGCAAAGCCCUCUGGGAGAUCAGGUCCUCUCCAGCAGCACUAACACCUGCUGUUUAAACUGUGCACUUACAUACAGCACUCAGCGUAGGAGCUCACUGUGAGACCGGAGGUAGGUUCGAAUCAGGAGUGUUGCGUAAGAGCGAGGUCAGGAAUUUGAGGAAGGUCACAAGAAUUCCCAGAACUCCACAGCACUGUGCUGAGAGUGAGGGGAAAGAAGUUUUCUCUUGUAUCCAGUGAGCUCUGAAGCAGUGUCUCCUGUUCUAAUGCUGUCUCAGGGAGUGAAUUUAGGUUUAGUUUUAUUUAGUUCAUAGUUUACUGACUGGGAAUAUAAAGCACAUUACAUGUUCUGUUUGGCAAUUAUUCCACGAUUGAGUGAGUGGAAUAAUUGUUUUAUUCUAUCCACAUUCACUAGAUUUUGAAAAAUGGAGCAUUUUUUAUUUUUGUGCAAAUUCGAUAAAUAACUUUAUCCAAAAUGUCUGACAAAAUCAUUUCCGCUUAGACAGACUUCUUUAAAAAAAUAAAAAACUAUCGAUGGCGGCACGAAUUGACUUUAGUGGGUUUUUUUGUUUGUUUUUGUAGAAAGUGCCGUUUUGCCGAGGUAUAGAACAGCUUUAGGCAUUUAUUUAAUUCUUCCUCGGACAUUUCCGUUCUGUAAUUUUCAAUCUUUUGAACCAGUCUAAAAAAAUUCAACAAGUUUUAAUGCUUAAAAGAUGAAAAAUGUGAUCAUUCUUGGGGGAAAAAAUGCUCUUACCAUCAAAUACUUUUGCUUUUUUGUUUUCUAGUAGAGUUUUUAUUUCAUCUUCGGUUGGUUCAGCAACACGCACCGCCAUUUUGUUUUUCUCUAGUCACGAGCUGAUAUCCUAGUAGUAGAGUAGCCAAUCAGAGUAUCCGAUUGCUCAUAUCUAGUGAAUGUGGACAGAAUAAUAUAAUAUAAUUUAGAUGUUUUAAUCAUUAAGGGCAUCGCGGUGUCAGAGUGAAAUUUUGGACUUUUAGCUCAUCGCUAACAUUCAAAAUUAAAACCGUUCCUUCCAUUUUUUUUUUCCCUUAACCCAGUGGUUGCUUCUCAUCUUUUUGUGCCUGGCUAUGAUGCCCAAAAAAACAUCGUAACCCCUUUCCUCUAUCUGGGCUACAGCAACACCGGUUCUCAGACCAGGUGAUGCUGUGAUGUAUAAUUUUUUUCCCACCUUUCCUUCCCCCCGUUUCAGCAUAACAACGUGAUAAAUGCUGACUGUAUAUAUUAAAAAAAAAAAAAAAUUAAAUACACGCACCACCCCCUCUUUCGAAUACAGAACAAUUUAAUCAGCUUUUAUCUUUAUAUAGAAGUGUGUCCAAAGAGACUGUUUUAUAAUAAAUCAUUGUUUUAAAUUUUCACCACCAGUUUGCACUGUUUUUAAACAGAUGAUUAACCGUAAUCUCAUCUACAAAAUCUCACUGCAUGAUGAUUUCAAACCAUAACACUCCAAACUAACCAAGGUAUGCUCUGGGGUUUGAUGCUGAAUUAUUAUUUUUUUUUAUUGUUGUAAAAAUGUAAAAACUUUGCAAACCAAAACAAGACAAUUUUCACUUUCUUUGAAGAUGCGCUUUAUUUCUAUAAUGUAUGAAUUUUAACGUUUUAAUUAACUGACCCUGUGUAUGUUAUUUAAAUGAAGUAAACACGAUACGAUAGUGUACCGGCUGUUUCACUGAUGUUCCAGACAAACACAAGGAAACACAACUGAUUGCUCAGUAUAGUUAUUUAUUGAAAAAAUUAAAUUAAAUUUCAUUAAGAAAAAAAUAUAUGUAAAAUGUUAUUUGGAACAUGUUCUGAAGUAUAAACCAGAUAAUAAAAGGUCAAAAUUGCAAAUGAAAAACAAACAGAAUGAGAUGAAUUUUGUAAAAAAACAAGAUAUUGGAUGAAAGAAUACGUUUCAAUUACAAACAAACGAUUGUACACAGUAAUAAAUGUCGUCAAGCAGCAACUACACACUUUUUUGUGACAAAACCAAUACUCAGGAAGUCAAAGAAAAGCAUUCCUCGCUUGGAGGAGGGGAGAAAAACUAUUCAUCACUGGCCCAAAGUGAGAGAUACUGUACAUAAGGCAAGACAAAACCUUUCGUAGAUCGUCCUGAGCUGGACUACAACACAUUCUUGUUUUGUUUUUUUAGCAAAAGUAGCAAGACCAUCAAGACUGAUAGAACACUGAGUGAACUUUAGGUGGGACCGUCAGGAAAUGAUGCAACGACACGAAUAAUCAGUGAACGUUUGCACUUUGCAGAACCUCAGCCGUUUGCAGCGCUAGCAGCUAUUAUAAAGGUUACAUAAUUUACCACAGGCAUCUUGGAUGGACAUUUUAAACAAGAAAGUCUUGAAUUCGAUUCCGAUUUUUCCAGAAACGCUUGCAGAAACGACGGCGGCGGCCCCGGAUCCCACCCAAACCUCAAAUCAACAGCCGUUAGGUCUAUUGUCCGUGCCCAAACAUUAGCUAGAGGUGUUGUACUGAAUUACUGGAGACGUUUGCGUGUACAAGCUGGCACGUUUCAUUUUGACAGUGGUCGGGUAUAAUCGUGCUGGAAUGAUUAUUUAUAACCUCGUUAAGAGAGAACUUAAACAUGUGGCUCAAAUGACUGAGUAAACGUACGGAUUUAAAAAAAAAAAAAAAAAA
Molecule: messenger RNA, 3633 nt
Organism: Neoarius graeffei (lesser salmon catfish)
Lineage: Eukaryota; Metazoa; Chordata; Actinopteri; Siluriformes; Ariidae
Product: mitochondrial fission factor homolog A
Exons: 8
Coding region: 126-989 (287 amino acids)
Biological process (GO): positive regulation of mitochondrial fission
Cellular component (GO): mitochondrial outer membrane; peroxisome
Source: RefSeq, a predicted model, not a curated record